CCUUACGGGGUGAGAGGUCAGAAGAGCACCGGUCACUAGGGGCUGCCAUGGCGGGGCUCUGGGUAGGAGCUGUGGCCCUGGUUGCGGCCGGAGGACGAGGGCGGCGGCCACCACCACAGUGGAUGAGGAGUGCGGGCUUGUGGACCCUGAAGCAUGUUCUACCCUAUUCAAGACAGUGCCUGGUAUUGUCCCGUAGCCUGGGUUCAGGAGGAUGUGACCCCAAUGAAAAAACUUUUGAUAAAAUUCUUAUUGCUAAUCGAGGAGAAAUUGCAUGUAGGGUUAUUAAAACUUGCAAGAAGAUGGGCAUUAAGACAGUUGCCAUCCACAGUGAUGUUGAUGCUAGUUCUGUUCAUGUGAAAAUGGCCGAUGAGGCUGUCUGUGUUGGCCCAGCUCCCACCAGUAAAAGCUACCUCAACAUGGAUGCCAUCAUGGAAGCCAUUAAGAAAACCAGGGCCCAAGCUGUGCAUCCAGGUUAUGGAUUCCUUUCAGAAAACAAAGACUUUGCCAAGCGUUUGGCAGCAGAAGAUGUCAUUUUCAUUGGGCCUGAUACACGUGCUAUUCAAGCCAUGGGUGACAAGAUUGAAAGCAAAUUAUUAGCCAAGCAAGCAAAGGUUAACACAAUUCCUGGCUUUGAUGGUGUAGUCAAGGAUGCAGAUGAAGCCGUCAGAAUUGCAAAGGAAAUUGGCUACCCUGUCAUGAUCAAGGCCUCAGCAGGUGGUGGUGGGAAAGGCAUGCGCAUCGCUUGGAAUGAUGAAGAGACCAGGGAUGGUUUUAGAUUUUCAUCUCAAGAAGCUGCUUCUAGUUUUGGUGAUGAUAGGCUACUAAUAGAAAAAUUUAUUGAUAACCCUCGUCAUAUAGAAAUCCAGGUUUUAGGUGAUAAACAUGGAAAUGCCUUGUGGAUUAAUGAACGAGAGUGUUCAAUUCAGAGAAGAAAUCAGAAGGUGGUGGAGGAAGCCCCAAGCACUUUUUUGGAUCCUAAGACUCGAAGAGCAAUGGGAGAACAAGCCGUGGCUCUUGCCAAAGCGGUGAAAUAUUCCUCUGCUGGAACUGUGGAGUUUCUUGUAGACUCGAGGAAGAAUUUUUACUUCUUGGAAAUGAAUACGAGACUCCAGGUAACAGCAGCAGUGUCUGUUCUUCUCU
Molecule: messenger RNA, 1140 nt
Organism: Dipodomys spectabilis (banner-tailed kangaroo rat)
Lineage: Eukaryota; Metazoa; Chordata; Mammalia; Rodentia; Heteromyidae
Product: propionyl-CoA carboxylase alpha chain, mitochondrial-like
Exons: 12
Cellular component (GO): mitochondrion
Molecular function (GO): propionyl-CoA carboxylase activity; ATP binding; metal ion binding
Source: RefSeq, a predicted model, not a curated record